Messenger RNA from Cyphellophora attinorum, 351 nucleotides. Its product is annotated as Mitochondrial zinc maintenance protein 1, mitochondrial. Lineage: Eukaryota; Fungi; Ascomycota; Eurotiomycetes; Chaetothyriales; Cyphellophoraceae. The transcript is spliced from 2 exons. The record is from RefSeq and is a predicted model, not a curated record. Gene Ontology annotation, biological process: mitochondrial respiratory chain complex III assembly. The coding region runs from base 1 to 351 and encodes 116 amino acids.
AUGGCGCUACCAGCCUACCGUGCCCUCCUCCGCGCCACGCGCAUCGCAUUCGCCAAUGACACCGCCCUCCUGCACAGCUCCCGCGCCCAGAUACGGGAAGGCUUUCGGAGCAAGCGAUCACUGGAGCCUGGAUCGGCGGAAGUGGAAGGGGCGGUAAAGCACGCGGAGGGUGUUGCGGAGGUCUUGCGGACCAAUGUUGUGCAGGGGAAGAGGAUAGGUGGGGUGGAGGGGGAGGGAGAGGGCGUUUACAAGUUGAACAUACACAAGGACACCGAGCGAGGGGACAACGACACGGUGAAGAACCCGAGAGGGACGGGUGGGGUAGUCAAGGUCGAUACUGGAGGCGCCUGA